Molecule: messenger RNA, 1785 nt
Organism: Juglans regia (Persian walnut)
Lineage: Eukaryota; Viridiplantae; Streptophyta; Magnoliopsida; Fagales; Juglandaceae
Exons: 5
Coding region: 199-1410 (403 amino acids)
Source: RefSeq, a predicted model, not a curated record
UUAAUUCCUUUUCCAGUUCAAAUUAAAGCUUUAAACCCUAAAUUAAAAUCUGUCGAGUGCCGAAUUGUCCAGCCCAUCAAGCAGCCGCUCCUUCGCUGCUCACCACCCACCUAGCAGUCUAGCUCCAUCCACCGUCCACGUAAAGCAGCCUCCAAGCCGUCACAGUGAGAAGACUCUGCUUUCUGGACUCGCUUCACAAUGGCUAUUCUCUUCCACAAAUUCCAACAGGCAGUGAAAAGUCUUGCGAAAAAUCCCAUGUUUGCUAAGGAUCCUAGACAACUACAAUUCGAAGCAGACAUAAAUCGGCUGUUUCUUUAUACCAGCUACAAUCGUUUGGGAAGGAAUGCUGAAGAGGUGGAUGCAGAGGAAAUUAUUGAUAUGGCAAAUAAAGCCUCCGUUUCUGAUCAACAGAAGCAAGUCCAAGAAAACAUCCACUCACAAAUCAAAAGUUUUUGCAUGUCUAUGGAUGAAAUUCUUCUCCCUAAUAAUAAAAAGAUAGAUGAGGCAUUUGAAUUGCCUCCACAAUCAGCUGCUGCUCCUCGUCGUAGUGGCCUUAGUUUUGCUGUUGGCAAGGAUGACCAGCCUAAUUACCAUGCUGUUAUACCGGAAACAAGGCCAUCAAAACAAGCUGAGGUCUCUGAAAGACUAAAGGACCUCAUUGGUUACCGACUUGAUAUCAAGCCAUCUCAAAUACUCCACGAAGAAGCCGGGCAAGGCUUAUUUUUAGAUGGUGAAGCCAAUGUGGGUGCAGUCAUAGCUUUUUACCCCGGCGUAAUAUACUUCCCGGCUUACUACCGUUACAUUCCUGGAUACCCAAAAGUUGAUGCGCGAAACCCAUAUCUGAUCACUCGGUAUGAUGGAAGUGUGAUCAAUGCCCAAACUUGGGGUUUUGGGGGUGAAGGCCGUGAAGUUUGGAAUGGCCUAAGCAUGGCAGAAUUUAAGCCAGAUAUGCAAGGUGUUGAGAAGGGUUCAGAACGUGUCUGGAAAUUGCUCAGUACUCCUUUGGAAGGUACACGAGCAGGUAUCAAGGGUGAUGUAUUGGAGCGGAGAAACCCAUUGGCUUUUGCUCAUUUUGCUAACCACCCAGCAAAAGGCAUGGUCCCCAAUGUCAUGAUUUGCCCUUAUGAUUUCCCUUUAACUGAGAAGAACAUGAGGCCUUAUAUUCCAAAUAUAUUGUUUGGAAAUGCUGAAGAAGUAAAGAUGAAAAGAUUUGGCAGCUUUUGGUUCAAAUUUGGGGGUUCAGGAAAUGGUGGGUCAGAUGUUGCUGUUCUGAAGACACUGGUUCUGGUGGCUACUAGGGCACUUUGUGAUGAAGAACUGCUCUUAAACUACAGGUUGAGCAGCUCUAAGCGACGGCCAGCCUGGUAUACUCCUGUGGAUGAAGAGGAGGAUCGAAGGAGAUGGAGCUAAAUUAGUGUAAGUCGACUUAAAGCCAUAAAUACAUCGGAUUCCUUCAUUUUACCCUGGGCCAUAUUUAUUUCUUGUUCUUACUUCGCGUCAGACUUCAUUUCUACUGUUGCCUAAACCAACUUUCCCCCAAUGCCUUGUGUUUUCUUUAUAUGCAGAGUCGGAGCAACAACUGUUACAAGGGAAUUACAGUUAGUUUUAUUUUGCAAUUAUUUGUUUUAUGAAAUGAUCAAAGAUGGAAAAGAAUAAAUAAAUGGACAUAGCUGGUGACGUUACUAAACAAAAUGAUGAUAUUCAGGCAUUUGCCAUGAUGGAUUCAAGAAUUUUGGUUCCGAAGGGACAUUUGUUAUCCCGCUUUUAAGCAGGCAUGGUAUCCAA